UAUGGGGAUGAUGAAUAGAGUGUUUAGUAGGGUACGACGUCUGGAUGCGUACCCUAAAGUAAAUGAGGAUUUCUAUAGCCGGACGCUUUCUGGUGGUGUAAUUACAUUAGCUUCAUCUAUUGCAAUGAUAUUCCUUGUGUGCUCUGAGCUAGGACUAUAUCUCCAAACAGUAACAGAAUCAAAGCUUGUAGUUGACACUUCAAGAGGGGAAAAGAUUACAAUAAAUUUUGAUAUCACAUUUCCUGCGGUUUCUUGUACUCUACUCAGUCUUGAUGCCAUCGACAUCAGUGGGGAGCAACAUCUUGAUAUUAAACAUGCUGUAAUGAAGAACAGAAUCGAUCCUAAUGGCAAUGUGAUUCAAGUGAGAUAUGAUCAUAUUGGGGUACCUAAGUUUGGUAAGCCAAUUCAGAAACACGGUGAAGAGAUUGGACAUAAUGAAACAUAUUGUGGUUCAUGUUAUGGUGCAGAGAUUUCAGAAGCUGAAUGUUGUAACUCAUGUGAUGCGGUUCGUGAAGCAUAUCGAAAGAGAGGAUGGGGAUUGAUGAAUCCUGAUUUGAUUGACCAGUGCAAAAGAGAAGGAUUUGUUCAGAGGAUUAAAGCUGAAGAAGGUGAAGGAUGCAAUUUGUAUGGGUCAUUAGAAGUCAACAAAGUGGCUGGAAAUUUUCACUUUGUCAAAAGCUUUCAUCUGGCAAAUAUGCAAGUACCCCAUGAUACUAAGGCCUUCCAAGAUGAUAGUUAUAAUAUAAGCCAUAAGAUAAAUAAACUUUCUUUUGGAGGCCAUUAUCCUGGUAUAAUCAAUCCACUUGAUGGUGUGCAAUGGAUUCAAGGAACUCCAAAUGGAAUGUAUCAGUAUUUUAUAAAGGUGGUACCAACUGUUUACACUCCUCUUAGAGGCCCGAUUAUUCGCUCAAAUCAGUUCUCUGUGACAGAACAUUAUAAGGGUCCAGACACUGGUCAACGGGCACUUCCUGGAGUCUUCUUCUUUUAUGACCUCUCUGGAAUUAAGGUGAAUUACGCAGAAACACGGACUUCCUUCUUACACUUUUUGACCAAUAUUUGCGCAAUAGUUGGAGGCAUCUUCACAGUUGCGGGGAUCGUAGAUUCAUUUAUUUACCAUGGUCAGAGGGCCCUAAAGAAGAAAAGAGAAAUCGGAAAAUUAGGAUAAAGUGAAAAUGGUCAUAUA
Molecule: messenger RNA, 1183 nt
Organism: Erigeron canadensis
Lineage: Eukaryota; Viridiplantae; Streptophyta; Magnoliopsida; Asterales; Asteraceae
Product: endoplasmic reticulum-Golgi intermediate compartment protein 3-like
Exons: 12
Coding region: 2-1165 (387 amino acids)
Cellular component (GO): COPII-coated ER to Golgi transport vesicle; endoplasmic reticulum
Source: RefSeq, a predicted model, not a curated record